GCGUCCCUGGGUGCUUCCAGGCUUCGGCCUGGAUUGGCCUCUGGGUGCUCAGGGGUUAAGGCUGGGUUCUGCCACGUGAGAGCACCUUGCGACAGAGCCACACACCCUCCCACCUGCAGGCCGGCCUCUCACAGUCACCCACUGGGCUGCGCACACUGCCGCGCUGGUUCCACCCGGCAGUUCCCUGCGCUCCACCGGGGCCAAGUUGAGCGAACAGGUCAUUGCGUGAGAGCAGCCUCGGGUCUCCUCCCCAGCGUCCAUGCCAAGUGGGCAUCCAGGGCCCACCCCUUGCCAUCUACCCUGAGUCCACCCAGCUUGCAAGACAGGUGGCAGAAAUGGAGGAGAUGACCAUCUGGGAGCAGCACACGGCCACACUGCACAAGGACCCCCGCCGAGGCUUUGGCAUUGCCAUCUCUGGAGGCCGAGACCGGGCCAGUGGAUCUGUAGUUGUAUCCGACGUGGUACCUGGAGGCCCAGCCCAGGGCCGGCUCCAGACCGGAGACCAUAUUGUCAUGGUGAACGGAGUCUCUGUGGAGAAUGUCACAGCUACCUUUGCCAUCCAGAUCCUGAAGACCUGCAACAAAACAGCUGACAUUACAGUGAAGCGCCCCCGCAGGGUCCAGUUGCCGGCCUCCAAGGCUGUGCCGUCUGGCAUGGGGCACCAUCUCUCUGAUCAGGACGAGGCUGACCAUGGCCAGGGCUAUGAGGGUGAUUCAUCCAGUGGCUCAGGCCCAUCCUGGGACGAGCGUUCCUACCGGGCAAGGACUGGACGCCGGAGCCGCAUGGGCGGCCACAGUCGCAGGAGCUCAGGUGGUGGCUCUGAUGCCAAUGGGCUGGACCUGGUGUCUGGCUACAAGAGGCUGCCCAAGCAGGACGUGCUCAUGAAGCCCCUGAAGUCAGUGCUGGUGAAGCAGAAAAACAGUGAAGAGUUCGGUGUGAAACUGGGCAGUCAGAUCUUCAUAAAGCAUAUCACAGACUCCGGCCUUGCUGCCCGGAACCGCGGGCUGCAAGAAGGGGACCUUAUCCUGCAGAUCAAUGGGGUGUCCAGCGCAAAUCUGUCACUGAGUGAUACUCGGCAGCUCAUUGAGAGGUCAGAAGGGAAGCUGACCCUGCUGGUGCUGAGGGACCAGGGCCAGUUCCUGGUGAACAUCCCGCCUGCAGUGAGUGAUACUGACAGCUCUCUCAUGGACGACAUCUCAGACCUGACCUCCGAAUUAUCCCAGGCCCCACCAUCCCACAUCCCACCACCACCUCAGCAUGGGCAAUGGAGCAUGGAGGACAGCCAGGUGGACUCAGCCAGAGAGAGCCCACAGCUCUGGAGACAGGAAAGAUCAGUGGAUUCAAGAGCUCCUUCAAAACCAGGAUCACCAAUGGAAAGGAGCUAUGACAUCUACCGGGUUCCCAGCCGUCAGAACCUGGAGGACCGUGGCUACAGUCCAGACACACGCAUCGUUCGCUUUCCCAAGGGUGCCAGCAUAGGGCUGCGGCUGGCUGGCGGCAACGACGUGGGCAUAUUCGUGUCUGGUGUUCAGGCGGGUAGCCCGGCGGACGGCCAGGGUAUCCAGGAGGGUGACGAGAUCCUGCAGGUGAAUGAUACUCCAUUCAGGAACCUGACCCGUGAGGAGGCUGUGCAGUUUCUUCUGGGGCUCCCGGCAGGGGAGGACAUUGAGCUGGUGACCCAGAGGAAACAGGACAUCUUCAGGAAGAUGGUGCAGUCCCGCGUGGGUGACUCCUUCUACAUCCGGACCCACUUCGAACUGGAGCCGAGUCCUCCCUAUGGCCUGGGCUUCACGCGUGGUGAUGUCUUCCACGUGGUGGACACGCUGUACCCGGGUCCCGGAGGACAGGGCCACGGGCAUGGCAGCCGCGGGGGCCUCUGGCUAGCAGCACGCAUGGGCAGGGAUCUACGGGAGCAAGAACGGGGUGUCAUCCCCAAUCAGAGCAGGGCAGAGCAGCUGGCCAGCUUGGAGGCUGCCCAGCGGGCUGUGGGCAUUGGACCUGGUUCCUCCACCAGUUCUAACGCACGAGGCGAGUUCUGGCGGCUCAGGGGUCUCCGCCGAGGAGCCAAGAAGACAACUCAACGGAGUCAUGAGGAUCUGUCUGCUCUGACCAGGCAGGGACACUACCCACCCUAUGAGCGUGUGGUUCUGAGAGAAGCCAGUUUCAAGCGCCCGGUGGUGAUCCUGGGGCCCGUGGCUGACAUCGCUAUGCAAAAGUUGGCUAUGGAGAUGCCUGACCAGUUUGAAAUUGCAGAAAGCAUGUUCAGGACAGAGACUCCAUCCAAGAUCAUCAAACUAGACACAGUGCGGUUGAUUGCGGAGAAGGACAAGCAUGCCCUGCUGGAUGUGACCCCCUCCGCCAUCGAGCGUCUCAACUACGUACAGUACUACCCCAUUGUAAUCUUCUGUGCCCCAGAGAGCAGGCCAGCCCUAAAGACCCUGAGGGAGUGGCUGGCACCUGCCUCCCGCCGCAGCAGCCGCCGCCUGUAUGCCCAGGCCCAGAAACUUCAGAAACACAGCGGCCACCUGUUCACUGCCACCAUCCCCCUGCAUGGCACAGGCGAGUCUUGGUACCAAGAGGUCAAAGUUGCCAUACAGGAACAGCAGACUCGGCCCAUCUGGACAGCUGAGGACCAGCUGGAUUGUUCGACUGCAGAGAGCCUUGAUCUGCCUCACCGCAGCCUGGCCGACAGCUCCGGGGACCUCAGCUGUGACAGCCGGGCCAACAGUGACUAUGAGGACACAGACGGCGAGGGCUACACAGACGGCGAGGGUGGCGGAGCCCACACAGGCGUGGAGGAGGAACCCCCACUGCCAGCCCUGGCUCGGUCCUCAGAGCCUGUGUGGGUGGGAGAGCCACAGAGCUUGAGGGAUAAUGGGAGAAUUCCAGCUCAGUGGGAGACCCAGGUGGAUAGCCGCCUCCCUCAGGGCCAGCAGCGCCAAGACAGUGUGCGGACCUACGAACGGGAAGCUCUGAGAAGAAAGUUCACACGAGCCCGGGAUGUAGACUCUUCUGAUGAUGAUGGCUACGACUGGGGUCCAGCCACCGACCUAUGAUUCUCUGUAUGACUACCAGGGGCCAGGCCUCAGUUUCCCUUACCCAACCCGAAUUGCUGUCCAUUGAAUAAACAUUUAUUUUUUUCUUACAUUAGAAAAAAAG
Molecule: messenger RNA, 3159 nt
Organism: Nannospalax galili (Upper Galilee mountains blind mole rat)
Lineage: Eukaryota; Metazoa; Chordata; Mammalia; Rodentia; Spalacidae
Gene: Tjp3
Product: tight junction protein 3
Exons: 21
Coding region: 336-3056 (906 amino acids)
Biological process (GO): cell-cell adhesion; positive regulation of blood-brain barrier permeability; establishment of endothelial intestinal barrier
Cellular component (GO): plasma membrane; bicellular tight junction
Molecular function (GO): cell adhesion molecule binding
Source: RefSeq, a predicted model, not a curated record